GUUAAUCGUGCCGAUGGCGAAAUGCCGGAAGGUGCGAAGUCGACGGACGAUGAAGACGACGCUGCGAGAUGCGCCUCAGAUGAAUUCCGAGCUCUCGACAUCAAUCUCGACGAGCCAUUAAGACCUGAUGAGGUUGUAAAAGGGCCUCCCGUCUAUACGCGGCAACGUGCAUCUUCUCCUCGCGGACCUCUAGUGCCGCGAUCACCCACGACAACCUCAUACCAGAACCGCACUCCCCUUGACCUGAAUGAACCUAUCAAGAAGAAGAAAAAGGAGAAGAAAGAGAAGGACGAUGGCCUUCAAAAGAAGAAAAAGAAAAAGAGAGUUGCAGCAGCUGCUCACACUAUGGAUGAUUUUGCCGCAACUCCUCAAAAUUUAGACCUGGAUAUAGACGCAUGGCUUAGGGAUGAGCCGGCACCUGUACCUGCUGCUGUCGAAAAUUCUAAACCUGAAAAGAAAACCAAAAAGAAGAAGAAGUUGGCUGUUGCAAGGGAAGCGUAUGAGGAAACAUCAGGAGUCUGUACCCCUUCUAAUCCCAAUAUUGAUCGCGGAAUUUCUCCAAAGACAAGUCAUUCUGCGGCACCCAGUAGCACGAAACUCUGCUCCAAUUCGGAUCUUAUAGUGGACUAUGCAACUUCGCCUAACCCAGGUAGCGAAGAAAUUGUAAUCAUAUUGGGACUACUUAUCCCUGGCCCGCGACGCUUGAAAGAUAUUGAGGCAAAUGUUGUAGACACUUUGAACGCUCGCAUGGUUAGGAGUGAGCCUGGAUUCUUGUUGCCAACAGCCUUAUCACCCGGUGAUCACGGUGAAUUACGCUUGCACAUUGCUCUCUCUUCGAAGACGGUGUCUCAAACGUUGAGGGGAACCAUAACUUAUCUUGCUGAAGAGGAAGAUGGAUCAGUUCCAGGAAAACUUGACUUCAAAGUUCCAUUGAGAUGUACGGAUUCGUUGCUUUCAGUGACAAUAAGCAAGAAUGACUUCUCCCAACUUCUUGCUAGUGGUGGUGUAGAAUUUUCAUCGUCAACCCAGUUUGUCUCUGAAUCCAGUUUUCGGGAUUUGCUCACUAGGAUUACUUUCGUUGGACAUAUGUCUGGUCAGUUGUGGUUUUAA
This is a messenger RNA of Strongylus vulgaris, 1110 nucleotides long. NCBI's taxonomy places the organism in Eukaryota, Metazoa, Nematoda, Chromadorea, Rhabditida, Strongylidae. The record is from the annotation of a GenBank genome assembly.